Messenger RNA from Monascus purpureus, 1313 nucleotides. Lineage: Eukaryota; Fungi; Ascomycota; Eurotiomycetes; Eurotiales; Aspergillaceae. The record is from the annotation of a GenBank genome assembly.
AUAACGCCUCUCAUAUCUCUUGAUCAUGUCCAUCAUUAUACCUGGAUGCAGAAGGCUUGAUUUCCCAGCUUGGAGGAAUCGUGGAUAUGGCCGUGCAAAGAAUUGACCCUGACGGGGACAUAAGCAUAAUCGAUCCUGAGGGGGACGUGAUGCUGCUGGUCAUGAGGGAUGAUGACGAUGAGCAUGAGAAUGAGAAGGAGACAGAAUGUUCCUCAGUGCAUCUCCCCCCCUUAUCCCCUUCAAGCAUGGAAGAAGAAGCCAACAUCGAUGCCGGUCACUCGUCUGCAUCUGAAUUAAAUCUCACACCCGACGAAGACCAAGCGCUGUCUCAUAACCAAGAUGAUGGGGAUGAGCAGAGCAAGACAGAAGAAGAUGACGAGGAAGACACAAAACUAGAGAAACGGAGAAAUCCCAUCCAAAUGAAGAUCCAAGUAUCCUCAAAACACCUUUCCCUUGCCUCGGGGUACUUCAAAGCACGACUUAAGCCUGUUUGGCCAGAAGGUCAGACGCUGGAAGCAAACAAAUACGUCGAACUCCCGCUCCACGGCUGCGACCCGGAGGCCCUCUUGAUCCUCAUGCAGGCCAUCCAUGCCCGGACAAGAAAUGUGCCGGGGAACGUCAGCCUGGAGCUCCUGUAUGAACUAGCCAAACUGGCGGACUAUUUCGAUUGUCUUGAAGCGGUCGACUUCUUCGCUAGUCGCUGGAUAGAAAGUGUCAGUUAUACAUUUGUGACGGAUGAUAUGGAUCGUUUGAUGACAUGGCUCUUUAUUUACUGGGCUUUUCGGAGGAGACGGGGGUUUGAGAAGGCAGCUCACGCGGUGUAUAUGCAGAGUACGGGCAGGAUUAUGGAGUUGAGGUUUCCGGAUUCGGAUCUUUUGCAGUUCAAAAUCGAGCACACCAGACAGAUAUUCAUCGGCAACAUCAUCAAGUCCCUCUACGACCAGAUAAACAGUAUCAUUCACUGCGAGGAAUACAGCUUUGAAAGCGAACCGACUGUGACCGGGGAACUGCUUCUUGAACUGCGAUACCAAAAGCUGUAUCCCCAUCCAGCACCGCCCUUCACUGGCCUGAGUCUUGCAUCUCUCGAGAGGGCGGUUCGGGGUCUCGUGAAUGCACGCCACGUCUUCUACGGUUCCGGUCAUUUCCCUUUGAUUCCCCGGGCAGUGGAGGGCGAGCUUCUGCGCCAACUGCAUGAUGCUGCUCAUGCUGUUGACUACACCGAGUAUUUUCCAGGAGACCGACCAUGCAGGAAGUCUACCGGGAAACCGGAAUAGCCAGACAAGAAUUGGAAGUCACAAAUGUAAUCAUAGAUC